CGAUAGUUGGAACUUGCUCAUUAUUACCUGCAUUGUAGCUGUUGUCUAGGUAGGUAGUAUACACUUAUUGCUUGAAUAGGUAGGCACAUACUUCAAUUUCCUUUGAGAUGUGAUAACAUAACACCUUCAAGGUAUACCGGGAGCAGGAACGUUCAUCCAACUUGAUGCCUGGUUGGGUCAUCUGUGUUGAUGUGAUUGGGCUGGAAUGGGAUUUCCUUUGGCUUUUCGGGUCUAGGGGAUGGAGCGAACGUGAAAUUGAGAGAAAGUGAGAGCAGGAAAUCUCAGAGUUUAGGUUCAUUAGUCUUUUGACAUCGAGAAGUAGUUUGCGGGAUACGAUGGCACGGGCAGUUACCCUCUACGAUAUGUUACGUUGAAGUAGUCGUAGUUUCCAUCUAGAUAUCUCAAUGAUGGAGAAGGAACACCAGAAGCCUAGAAUGUGAGGCCAAUUCGUCUCUUAUGUCCUCUUCCUCUCUUCUCUCUUCUCUCCUCUUCUCUUUUUUAUCACCAAAUCGGAGAUAUUAGCACUUCGUUUUCUGACUACCUGCAACGUUCUAGCCAUGGCGGGCACUGUUGAAAUUGCCACUCUUGUCUGGUCCAUCAUAGUUGGGAUCCUAAUCUUUUUGCUUGCCUAUACUCCGUUAGGCAAAUGGAUUACUCGUAAGAGCCAGCCAAUUGUGGCUGCUCUGGGUGUCGAAAAUCCAGACACCCCACUGCCCUCUGAUCAGCAGGGGAUCCUGGACGCCCUGGAAAGAUCCUAUGAUACCUAUCAGCAGGAUCGCCAGGUGAUUAUCCGGCUCCUGACUGAGUUGAAGAGUGAGUCAGUGGAACAUCACGGAAGGACCCACGAUAGUCAGCGUGGUAUUGUUGCAGCUAUUGCUGCCGCUUCUGCUGAUGACCGCGCGCAUGCCCGCGAUUUGGCGCGACAAGACCACGAUUUUUUUCGUGAGUUGAACCGUCAACGCGGCCGAGUUACCUACGCUGCGGUAAAUCUCGGAGUGGGCAGAAUCCUAAGGGAGCUUCCACAGUUACUGUCUCGCGGUGAAAAAACCGAUUCCGAAAAUCGUCAUAGACGUAGGAACUCGGCGUGAUUGAGACACGAAGUCUCUUAGCCUCUUGGUACGAGGUGGGCAUCGGUCUGAACAAAACAGCCGGUGCCUCUCCAGCGCUGGGGUUGCAUCUUGACGCGAUGCUGGAGCUUACCACCUUCGGGUGAACUAAGACAAUCCCAAAUCUUAGGUUUCUGAAGUGUCUUCAAGGUAAGCAAUUCCUAGCCUCGGACACACGACGGCAAACAUGGAAAGCAUCUCACUAACAUUCAUCAAGUUACCCAACCUCGAUCCUCGAUGCUCAUCCUCGGGACGUCUCCCGUAUACGCUAUGAAGCUAGUGGGUCUGUUAGGAUUCUGGAUGGGACAUCUGGAAUAAAGAACACCGUUGGUACUUACCUACGUAUGGCCGUAGGCCCCAUAGCUAUCUAGGUAGCUUAUAGUUCCUCGCCGAACAAUAAAGUUGUUUCCCUGCUUCUUGCUCCACCUCGUGACAGACAUGGCCUGAUAUAAUCUUGUACGUGACACAUCUUGACGGACUGCCAUUGAUGAUGAUAUAGAAAAAGCCACUCUUCCUGAUAUAUUAUCCUCUUGAAAGUAAUACGAUUACGACGAGGUACUAUUGUGGACGUACGGUAGCUAUUUCAGACCCGGUCGUCCUUAGAUCUGGAUACGAUCACCCCCGAGAGUGAUUAUAUUACAGAGGAUAGCCAAUUAGCUGGAGUAUUGAUCCUUGGCUGGCGCAUUGCUAUGUUCACCCCUUAAAACUAUUGCCG
This is a messenger RNA of Daldinia vernicosa, 1821 nucleotides long. RefSeq lists its product as uncharacterized. The coding region runs from base 558 to 1088 and encodes 176 amino acids. The record is from RefSeq and is a predicted model, not a curated record. The transcript has a single exon. Lineage: Eukaryota; Fungi; Ascomycota; Sordariomycetes; Xylariales; Hypoxylaceae.